GAGAAGAGCCGGCGCUUCCCGACCCGAUCAGCGCAGCGAAAAGGGAAAACGAGGAGGGCGGGAGGCCCCGAGGCCGAGUCCCUGCCGCUGGGCCCUGCUUCCCGGGGAGCCGCCAGGCACGGCGGUCGGGGCGCCGCGCUUUGUUACCGGCUGUGAGAAGCUCCGGCCGCCGCCACCGCCGCCGCUAUCGCCCCCGCCCCGGGGCGUCGCUUCCCGGCGGUUCUCGCCUUCCUCGGCCGAGUAGUCGAUCUCCCCCUCCUCAGUCUUGAGGCGCUUGGCCUGGCUCUCGUACUCCCGAUCCUCCUCGUACGUCUCCCUGGGGGAGGAUGAAGAAGAGGACAUGGCGGCGGCCGGAGGGACCGGCCGGCUAACGGGUGGGGGUGGCGGCGGGGCGCGGGCCUCGGACGCCGCCGGCCAGUCCCCGUCGCGGGCAGCGCCUCUUCAGCGAAGGUCUGCGCGGCCCGGCUGUCCGCGUGGGCCGCGCGCCCAGAAGCCGGGUGGGUGCGGAGAGUGCGCGGGAUGAGGAGGGCGCCCCGGGAGGAGGCUCCGGAGCGGCCGCUCCCCUUUAUCACGGAGCCAACAUUCAGCCUCUCCCUCCUCCUCCGUCUCCGCUCCCAGUCCCGGGGAGCAAAUCUAAGGAUGGGGACGCGACCGUGGCUUCCGGUCUUCCCUCCUCCCCUAAUCCACUCCUCGCCGCCCAGGCCGAGCCUCCACCCCCACCUUCGCGGCCGCCGUGCAGGAUCGAAUCCAGCCUCAGCCCGCGGGAAGCGCGCCCCCCCAAGCCCGGGCCUCGCUCCCUAUUGGCAGAGAGAAAAGUCGACCAGGCUUCCAAUUGGCUGCAAGGGCUGUUCGUCAAAAGCCGCCCACGGCCCGGCCUCGCCCCUCUCCCUGCACCUUCCGAACUCUCAGCUGGUUUGCUAGUCCUGACCGCUCAAUGCCCGCAGCGUCCGGAUCUGGAGCCGUGGCUACCCGACGGCCAUUAGCACUGUUGGGCCAACUGGAGAUGCUGUUAUCAGGCACAUCUGCUUUGGGUCUGGAGCUGCCACUGUGUUUGGCCUCUUCAAAAAAAUAAUAAUUUGUGACAGAUCUGCAAAAAUAAAUAUAUUGACCCUAGAAGGAUAUCUGGUAUAUGACCAGACAAUGACAGGAGGAAUCUGAAAGAGAAGAGUGCCAUAAAGAGAAGUCUCUUGGAUUUGAGUAAUCUCUUUGCCAAAGCUUUAAGGCCAGGAAACAAAGGUUUGGCGGCGGGAGUUCGAAGGUCCUGGAGAAGCUGCACACCCCUGGCUUUCCCCAUGGUUUCGGUGACCAGAGCCGUUUUUGGAGACCUGCCCUUGGGGGCAGGGACGGUGGAGAAGUUCCAGCUGCAGUCAGACCAGCUGAGAGUAGACAUCAUCUCCUGGGGCUGCACCAUCACGGCCCUGGAGGUUAAAGACAGGCAGGGCAGAGCCUCAGACUUGGUGCUCGGCUUUGCUGAGUUGGAAGGAUACCUCCAAAAGCAGCCCUACUUUGGAGCAGUGGUUGGCAGGGUGGCCAACCGAAUUGCCAAAGGAACAUUCACGUUGGACGGGAAGGAGUAUCAGCUGGCCAUUAACAAUGGGCCCAACAGCCUGCAUGGAGGAGUCAGAGGGUUUGAUAAGGUCCUGUGGACCCCUCAGGUGCUGUCAAAUGGAGUCGAGUUCUCACGGGUCAGUCCAGAUGGUGAGGAAGGCUACCCUGGAGAGUUAAAAGUCUGGGUGACAUACACACUGGAUGGCGGGGAGCUCGUGAUCAACUACCGAGCACAGGCCAGUCAGACCACUCCGGUCAAUCUGACCAACCAUUCUUACUUCAACCUGGCAGGCCAGGGUUCCCCGAAUAUAUACGACCAUGAAGUCACUAUAGAAGCUGAUGCUUUUUUGCCUGUGGAUGAAACCCUGAUUCCUACAGGAGAAGUUGCUCCAGUGCAGGGAACUGCAUUUGACCUGAGGAAGCCAGUGGAGCUUGGAAAACACCUGCAGGAGUUCCACAUGAAUGGCUUUGACCACAAUUUCUGUCUGAAGGGAUCUAAAGAAAAGCGUUUUUGUGCACGGGUCCAUCAUGCUGGGAGCGGGCGGGUACUGGAAGUGUACACCACCCAGCCGGGGGUCCAGUUUUAUACGGGCAACUUCCUGGAUGGCACACUGAAGGGCAAGCGCGGAGCACUCUAUCCCAAACACUCCGGUUUCUGCCUUGAGACCCAGAACUGGCCUGAUGCAGUCAAUCAGCCCCACUUCCCUCCUGUGUUGCUGAAGCCUGGUGAGGAGUAUGACCACACCACUUGGUUCAAGUUUUCUGUGGCUUAAGGAAGUGUAAAGAUAUGACCUGCUCCAGGGCUAGGUUUGGGAGCCCCUUCAGCAGCCUGUCACCUAUGCAGAGAUGAAGAUUGAGAGGCUUUAAAAGUGAUCCUCUGAAUUAAAAUCAUACAAAUGGUAGCUGUCAUGAUAGUCAGUCUGAAUAGAUUUCCUUCCCAAAGACUGGCUCCAGGCCAUGUCUAAUGAUCAGCUCUAUUCUCCGUGCAGUGAAGAGGACCCAGCCAUCCAUGUCAUCUAAGCCUUGACCGUAGCCCAGAAGUGGUAACUGAGCUCCUUGUGUUGGCUCCAUCUCUCCAUUCUGCCUCUUUCUUUUCUACUUUUCACCCUUUCUUUCUUUGAUCCUACUCUCAUUCCUUUUCUUUUUCCUCCUUCUCUACCUCACACCACCUUGCACUGUGCAGCACUUUGGAGUUUUCAGAGGUCACUUAGCUCAUUCAACCUGCUGGCAGAGGGACCUCUCUGCCCCGAUACAGCAACAGAUUAUGAAGUGAGCCAGCUGAGGCUUAGAGGGGAUAAAUGACCCACCUAGAGGCACAGAGCUAGGAAAAAUUUUAGCCAGGACUCGAGGUCAGGUCAUGUGAAUUCAGGUCCCCUUCUUUGCCUCCACUCAUCUUCCAGAGCAUUCCGAGCAUCACUGAUAGGCAAAGGGGGAUCUGACCCUUACUCUGUUAGAGCCAUCCUUUCUUCCCAGAUUCACUUUUAUAAGAAGCUUUAGUCUGCCUCUGAGCCUUACAGAUGGUGUGACUUAAAGUGCAAGAUCAAAAUGUCCAGAAAGAAUCUGUAAAUUUGAUUCUCUGACUUUGCGGUUAACUGAGAAAGCCCAGCCCAGCCAAGGCAUGGGAAGGAAGCCAUUGGAGACAGGAGCUGUGUUAGUGUGAGAGGGCCUUGACUGAGGAUUGCACAUUGCACUGAGAACAGAUGUUGUGUUAUGUAGAUGAGCCUGGGCUUCCCUCCUUUCCUGAAUAACUGAAUCAUCAGUGAUGGGUUUGGGUUGGUGGGUUUUAAAGAAAUGUAUCUUAUACUAUUAUACGCUAAUAAUCGGUUGAAAUAAAAUCAAAAUCUGCAUCUUCAGGAAACUCCCAGUUUCUUCACUUUAGAUCUGUCAGGCAUGGACCUUUGGGAAAUAGACCAAAUAUAAACGGUGUUCUGGAUUCUACCAUACUCUCCAAUACAGCCCCAGCAUCUUCCUAGAGGAACACUACUUAAAUGGCAGCCUAUGGAAAUUCCUAUACUUCCCCUCUC
Molecule: messenger RNA, 3572 nt
Organism: Globicephala melas (long-finned pilot whale)
Lineage: Eukaryota; Metazoa; Chordata; Mammalia; Artiodactyla; Delphinidae
Gene: GALM
Product: galactose mutarotase
Biological process (GO): glucose metabolic process; beta-D-galactose catabolic process via UDP-galactose, Leloir pathway
Molecular function (GO): aldose 1-epimerase activity; carbohydrate binding
Source: RefSeq, a predicted model, not a curated record